AUGGACAAACUCAGGUCGGUUUUAGGUGGGAAUGACGGAGGUGGUAGCUCUCGGAACAUUUUACAGGCGGCAGAUGAAGCCUCCACUCUCGGAUGGGGCACGCGAGUGAAAGGAUUCCUUGUUUGUAUGGUCAUUGGAAUUGUAUGCUCAGUGUUGGGAGUGUGUUGCCUGUUUAUCCCCAAAAUUGGUUUAAUUCUGUUUAUCGUGUUUUACACAUUCGGGAAUAUUUGCUCCCUUGCCAGCACCAUGUUUCUGAUGGGACCAGUGAAACAACUGAAGAGGAUGUGUGAUAAGACCAGAGCAUUUGCCACUGUUGUCAUGAUUACAUGUCUUGUGUUGACUCUCUGUGGAGCCUUUUGGUGGAAGAUCUUUGGUCUUACUUUGCUGUUUGUCAUUUUACAAGUCAUUGCAUUUGCAUGGUAUGGUUUAUCAUACAUCCCAUUUGCAAGAGAUGCUGUACUGAAGUUUUUCUCCAUGAUGUGUUCCAUGUGUAUGAAGUGA
Molecule: messenger RNA, 501 nt
Organism: Chanos chanos (milkfish)
Lineage: Eukaryota; Metazoa; Chordata; Actinopteri; Gonorynchiformes; Chanidae
Gene: sft2d2a
Product: SFT2 domain containing 2a
Exons: 8
Coding region: 1-501 (166 amino acids)
Biological process (GO): vesicle-mediated transport
Cellular component (GO): membrane
Source: RefSeq, a predicted model, not a curated record